AUGAGCCCCACGGAGCAGUCCGAGUCGACGUCUCCCAGCGCUGUGGACGUGGUCAAGGCAGCAAUGCAACAGCAACAGCAACGAGACGAGCAGCAGCAACAAGAGCAGCAGCAAGAAGAAGAAGAAGAAGAAGACCAGGAGGACCAGAAGCAAGUGGAAGAGCAACAAGAUGAACAACUAAAGCAGCAGCAGCAGCAGCAACAAGAGCAGCAAGAGGGAGACCAGGAGAAGCAAGAGGAGGGCCAGGAGGACCAGGAAAAGGUCCAGGAGGGCCAACAGGACGACCAGGAGAUAGGAGAGGAGCAGCCACGUGGGUACACGGACUAUUCCGUGUUCAACACACCGACUGGACAGGCGCCAGUGUCUGCGGCGGGCGGUGACCGCGCUCGGUUCGAGUCGUCAGAGUCUUCCGACUUCUUUGACUUCUUGCACCACCACUCGGACGACCACAUUCACGUGUUUGACGCACCGCCAGAGGUGCACGUGGUGGGCGGUCGCUCUGAGGAUUCCUGGCCCACGCGCUACGUCGAGUACGAUGUUGAGUUGAAGUACAAGACGUUCAAGUGGAAGGUCGAGAUCUCCAAGUCGGCCAUCUCGAGUCUCUGGUUUUACAUCAAGAGUCGCCCGCACCUGCGUCAUGCACCGUCGUCUGUUGCGUUUAUGCCAUCGGACGACCACGGUGUUGGGUCCUCAGGUGUGCCAGAGCCGACGCCGUUGACCUCUGAGUCUCGAUGGCCGCAGCUUCGCAAACUGUUCCUGUCGACUGGCGAGAAGUCUGUGAGCCGCGAGAUGAUUGCGCUCGUGCAGCAGUUGCUGGACACAGUAGUGAAAGUGCCGCGCUUGCUACGAUCGCCGUAUGUAGCUGCGUUGUUCCAGGUCAGUAACUCGACGUUUGAUGAUGAUAUGGGUCGAACGUCAGUCCGUGAAGGUUGGUUGAAGGCGCGAUUUUGGCUGAAGGGAAACCGCGAGAACGUCCGGAUCAACCGCGCGUCUGCGUCAUGGGACAACGAGUGCUUCAAUUGCAUGUGCGUGGUCAAGCGCGUGAAUCUUCGUGCCAAGAGCUUGUGCUGGGUCUCGCUGAAGACGUCGAGCAUCGUCAUUUACGACUCGAUCGAAGACACGCACGCGCACAAAGCCUUUUUGUUUGACAAGAAGUUCAACAUCGAGCGCGGUCUUGCCACCACGGGCUCUACCACGACAAUGCUCGUCUCGAACGAAACGUACGUACUUCAGAUGGAAGCAAAAACGAAGCAGGUGCUCAAGAAGUGGGCGAACGACAUUCGACGGGUGGCAGAUGCCUCCAACUGGUCGCAGUCACACCGCGAUGGAUCGUUUGCUAUUCCACGCAACCCGGCACACGUGACGUCGUUCGCCCAGUGGUACGUGGACGGCUGUGGCGCCUAUGAAGCCAUGUUCCACGCUCUUCAGUCGGCCAAGAAGGAGAUCUUCAUCGCUGGCUGGUGGGUUUGUCCAACGAUCCAUUUGCUGCGUCCUGCCGAGCAAUACCCCGAGUCGAGACUGGACCUUGUGCUGCAAAAGAAAGCAGAAGAGGGCGUACGGGUGUACGUGCUGAUGUACAAGGAGAUUGCGAUGGCGCUGACGCUGAACAGCAUGUACUCAAAGCAGGUGCUGGAAAAGUUGCACAAGAACGUCCACGUGCUGCGCGACCCGGAUUUCUUGAUGAAGCAACUGGGCUUGUGGUCGCAUCACGAGAAGAUCGUGAGUGUCGAUCAGCGCGUGAGUUUCGUGGGUGGCUUGGAUCUGUGCUUUGGUCGGUGGGAUACCCACGAUCACGAAUUGUUUGACGAGCCCGGGAAGCCAACGAAUUUUGUGGGCAAAGACUACUCGAACCCGCGUGUCAAGGACUUCAUUGAAGUUGACCGUCCUGAAGAGGAUAUGAUCGAUCGGAAUACUGUGCCCCGUAUGCCGUGGCACGACUGCCACUGUCGUCUGGAGGGUCAACCAGCUCGGGAUGUGGCCCGUCACUUUGUCCAGCGCUGGAACUAUUCUGUGUCCACGCGCAAGAAAUCGCGCAAGCUGCACCACCUCGUGCCAAUGAAAGACUACCCGGUGGUGAAUGUUGACAAGCGCAACCCAAAGAAAAUGACGAAGCGGUUCCAGAAGGCUGUGCGCGCCGUCCGUGCAAUGCGCGGGUUGUCGAAUGCUUGUGCGAACGGGAGUCGCGGCUUCAAUAGCGAUCGACGGAUGGCACGCAUGCUGAGUAGUCAGCAUAUGUCGGACGAUAUGCCGCCUGCACACGACGACAAAGCAGGCGUGAUUCUCGAUCUGCCUGACGAAGACGAUUGUGAUGAAGCGUUUGAGAGACACCAGCAGAAAGUGGAUGCUCGAGGCUAUCGUGUCAAUACGCAGAUCUUGCGCAGCUUGUCGCUAUGGUCAGGAGGUGUGGCCACGGAGCGCAGUAUCCAAGACGCGUACAUUCGUCUCAUCGGCUCGUCAAAGCACUUUGUCUACAUUGAGAACCAGUUUUUUGUGUCAGGGCUUGAAGGAGAUCAUGGGUGCUCGAACCGCAUUGCAAAUGCUCUGGUGGAGCGAAUCAUUCGCGCGUCAGACAACAACGAGAAGUUUCGGGUGAUGGUAGUGAUGCCGUUGUUGCCAGCUUUCCCCGGCAAGCCAGAUGACAAGGACGCGAGUAGUCUGCGAGGUGUGAUGUACUGGCAAUAUCGCUCCAUCUGUCGUGGCGAGCACUCGAUGUAUCAGCGUUUGUACCAAGACCUGGAGGAUGACGACCCGUUCAAGUACAUUGCGUUCUAUGGGCUUCGCAACCACAGCAACCGCGAAGGUGCUCAAGCCCAGACCGAGGAGGUUUACAUCCACAGCAAGGUGAUGAUCGUUGACGACCGUUCCUGCAUCAUCGGGUCUGCGAACAUCAAUGAGCGCAGCAUGUGCGGUGACCGUGACUCUGAGAUUGCCGUGCUCGUGGAAGACCAUGAGCUGGAGAAGGGGGUCGCACUUGCCGGUGGGGCGUACAAUGUGGGCAAGUUUGGGCACUCGUUUCGUAUGAAGCUGUUUGAGGAGCACUUUGGCAUUGAGCCCGGCACGCCGUUGUAUGACAAGUACCGAGACCCGGUGGAGAAGGAUGCGUGGUUUUCCAUGCAAGAGCAAGCAAUGAACAACCACCAGAUCUACGACUCGGUGUUCGGCUGCCUUCCAUCCGACAGCGUCACGACGUUUGCGCAAAUUGAUUCGCACAUUCAGUCGGCACAAGGACUCGAUACUUCUGGUCGUGGUGCAGACGAGGCCGUUGCCGCCGCGCUAGAAAGCAGUGCUGGUGCGUUCAGCAACAACGGUGAAAGCAGCCGUGCGUCCUCCUCGAUGAGCGCCUUGGCCAUGUCGCCUCACGACAGUGCAAGGGCGAGGCGAACGAAAGGGAGCAAGUCGGCGUUCAGUGGCGCGAUGAACGUCAACAUGAAGGAGAGUGCGCACAUUGCCGAGAAGAAGCACGAGCUGAGCAAUGUGCAGGGCCACAUUGUGUACUUCCCGCUCGAGUUCCUCGUGGACGAGCAGCUGGAGCCCAAGCUGUUCCCGGCCGAGCUGUUCCAGUAA
Messenger RNA from Hyaloperonospora brassicae, 3564 nucleotides. The record is from the annotation of a GenBank genome assembly. NCBI's taxonomy places the organism in Eukaryota, Oomycota, Peronosporomycetes, Peronosporales, Peronosporaceae.